This is a messenger RNA of Sinocyclocheilus anshuiensis, 1231 nucleotides long. RefSeq names its product mid1-interacting protein 1-B. Gene Ontology annotation, biological process: regulation of lipid biosynthetic process. Gene Ontology annotation, cellular component: cytosol. The record is from RefSeq and is a predicted model, not a curated record. The coding region runs from base 392 to 835 and encodes 147 amino acids. The transcript is spliced from 2 exons. Lineage: Eukaryota; Metazoa; Chordata; Actinopteri; Cypriniformes; Cyprinidae.
UGAAUAUUCAUAAACGCCAUAGAGCUACAUGCGGCCUCACCCUCGGUCGGUUGCCAGACGAGUCUGUUAUCUUUCAGCGACUUUAUCAACGGUUUCCUUGCACUUUUCCGAACGUUUUCGGAUUUAAGGGAAGACGAAUAUCAGCAAAGGUCACAUUAUCCGGUUAUGACCUGGUUACACGUUUGAUUGACGUGUGAAAGCCACGCCCUUGCUUUAAAUCCACCUGCACUUUCAGAAACUCACUUUAGUGAAGCGCACAAGAAAUCUGGACACGAAUAAUAGCGGAUAAACCCUCCGUUAGAUCUAUCUGGACCGUCUAGCUCAAGAAUAACUACGUCUACUGCCCCUCGUUCUGCAUUUGAUCAAAACCCUCCAGGUCGACAGAACAGCAAUGAUGAUGCAAAUCUGCGAUUCCUACAACCAAAAAAACUCCCUCUUCAAUUCCAUGAACCGGUUUAUUGGUGCUGUGAACAACAUGGACCAGACAAUCAUGGUGCCAAGUUUGCUGAGGGAUGUCCCAUUGGACCAGGAGGCCGAGAAAGAGGUGAACUCCUUCCAGGAUGGAGACAUGUAUGGCUCUUAUGUGCUCCUCAAAUCAAUUAGGAACGAUAUCGAAUGGGGUGUGCUUCAAGCCGAUGAGAGGCGCAAGGAAAAGCAUGGCGUGACGACGGCCCUGGAGAUGUCUCGCAUCGAGCCGAACGAUGAGGAUUUGGAGAAGCUGUUUCAUUUACAUCUAAAUGGACUGCACACGGUACUGGGGAAGCUCACCCGAAAAGCGAACACUUUGACAAACCGGUACAAGCAAGAAAUUGGUAUCGGUGGCUGUGGGAAUUGAAAAGAACAAGAGUUUGCUCCAUCCAUCGCUGGUGGAAUGCAAAAAAAGUUCACAAGAGGGUGCAGCAGGGGUUGAAGCCAAAUGGGCCCCUGGUGGCUUCUGUGCAUCUUUAAUUCCCCGUAUUGGAAAAAAAAGUCUUCUACUCGACGUCGGUUUACAAGCACCCUUAAUUCCCCUGCUAAUAUCCCUUGAUAUUGUUUGCACAACCUGGAUUCUGGCUUGGAAACAGGCUUUUGAAAUUUAACGCAAUUUAAGCAAACAAGCCAACAUUAAAUUAAAAAGAUAUGCCAUUCAUUGGCCGGUAUGGUAGUUUUGGCGGUGUAUUCAUGUAGAUUAUAACAGGCUGGGCUGAGAAUUAAAAUCACUAAUUAUGUAUAAAACGCACAUUUCUACACU